AUGGCCCAGACGCAGCCUACCUUCAACGAUGUCUUCGAGGAUGGCGACGUCGAGGAGGUCCCCAAGGACCCCCAGACCAUCCACCACAUCCGCGCCAACUCAAGCAUCAUGCACCUGAAGAAGAUUCUGGUCGCCAACCGUGGUGAAAUCCCCAUUCGUAUCUUCAGAACUGCCCACGAACUCUCAUUGCACACCAUCGCUGUCUUCAGUUAUGAGGACCGUCUCUCCAUGCACAGACAAAAGGCCGAUGAGGCAUACGUCAUUGGCAAGCGAGGCCAAUACACCCCGGUCGGUGCUUAUCUAGCUGGAGACGAGAUCAUCAAGAUUGCCGUCGAGCACGGCGCCCAAAUGAUUCACCCAGGCUACGGCUUCCUCUCAGAAAACGCCGAGUUUGCGCGCAACGUUGAGAAGGCCGGUCUGAUUUUCGUCGGACCUACUGCCGAUGUCAUUGACUCGCUAGGCGAUAAGGUCUCCGCCCGAAAGCUCGCUAUCGCUGCCGAUGUCCCCGUCGUCCCCGGUACCGAAGGCGCUGUUGCCACCUUCGAGGAGGUCAAGAGCUUCACCGAUCAAUAUGGUUUCCCCAUCAUCAUCAAGGCCGCCUAUGGCGGUGGUGGUCGUGGUAUGCGUGUCGUGCGCGAGCAGGAGAGCUUGAAGGAGUCUUUCGAGAGAGCCACCUCCGAGGCCAAGUCUGCCUUCGGCAACGGAACCGUCUUCGUCGAGCGAUUCCUGGACAAGCCCAAGCACAUUGAGGUCCAGCUUCUUGGUGACAACCACGGUAACAUCGUGCACCUGUACGAGCGUGACUGCUCAGUCCAGCGCCGCCACCAGAAGGUCGUUGAAAUUGCACCGGCAAAGGACCUUCCCCAGGAGACUCGCGAUGCCAUUCUCGCCGACGCCGUCAAGCUGGCCAAGUCCGUCAACUACCGCAACGCCGGUACCGCCGAGUUCCUGGUCGACCAGCAGAACAGAUACUACUUUAUCGAGAUCAACCCCCGUAUCCAGGUCGAGCACACCAUCACCGAGGAGAUCACGGGUAUCGACAUUGUGGCCGCUCAGAUCCAGAUUGCCGCUGGUGCUACCCUGCAGCAGCUUGGCCUGACUCAGGACCGCAUUUCCACCAGAGGCUUCGCCAUUCAGUGCAGAAUCACCACUGAGGACCCCGCCAAGGGCUUCUCGCCUGACACUGGCAAGAUUGAAGUCUACCGUUCUGCCGGCGGUAACGGUGUCCGCCUCGACGGUGGUAACGGUUUCGCCGGUGCCGUCAUCACCCCCUACUACGACUCCAUGUUGGUCAAGUGCACUUGCCACGGCUCAACAUAUGAGAUUGCCCGGAGAAAGAUCCUCCGUGCAUUGGUUGAGUUCCGUAUCCGCGGUGUCAAGACCAACAUUCCUUUCCUUGCCUCUCUGCUCACCCACCCCACAUUCAUCGACGGCAACUGCUGGACGACCUUCAUCGAUGACACUCCUCAGCUGUUCGACCUCAUUGGCAGCCAGAACCGUGCCCAGAAGCUGCUCGCAUACCUUGGUGACGUUGCUGUCAACGGCAGCAGUAUUAAGGGUCAGAUCGGUGAGCCCAAGUUCAAGGGCGACAUUAUCCUGCCCGAACUCCUCAACGAGGACGGUAGCAAGGUCGAUGUCUCUCAGACCUGCAAGAAGGGCUGGAGGCAAAUUAUUACCGAAGAAGGCCCCAAGGCAUUCGCCAAGGCCGUUCGCGACUACAAGGGCACGCUGCUCAUGGACACAACUUGGCGUGAUGCUCACCAGUCGCUGCUGGCUACCCGUGUGCGAACUGUUGAUCUUCUGAACAUUGCCAAGGAGACUAGCCACGCCCUGUCCAACCUGUACAGUCUGGAGUGCUGGGGAGGUGCCACUUUCGAUGUCGCCUACCGCUUCCUCUACGAGGACCCUUGGGACCGUCUGCGUCGCAUGAGAAAGGCUGUCCCCAACAUUCCUUUCCAGAUGUUGCUUCGUGGCGCGAACGGUGUUGCCUAUUCUUCCCUUCCCGACAACGCCAUCGACCACUUCGUCGAGCAGGCUAAGAAGAACGGUGUUGAUAUCUUCCGUGUUUUCGACGCCCUGAACGACAUUGACCAGCUCGAGGUCGGUAUCAAGGCCGUCCACAAGGCCGGUGGUGUUGUUGAGGGUACCGUGUGCAUUUCCGGUGAUCUCUUGAACCCCAAGAAGAAGUACAACCUCGAGUACUACCUCAACCUGGUUGAGAAGCUCGUCGCCCUUGAUAUUCACGUUCUCGGAAUCAAGGACAUGGCUGGUGUACUGAAGCCCAGAGCUGCAGAGCUUUUGGUCGGCUCGAUCCGCAAGAAGUACCCCGACCUCCCCAUCCACGUCCACACCCACGACUCUGCUGGUACGGGUGUGGCCUCCAUGGUCGCUUGCGCCAAGGCUGGUGCCGACGCUGUCGAUGCCGCCACUGACAGCUUGUCUGGCAUGACUUCUCAGCCUAGCAUCAACGCUAUCAUUGCCUCUCUCGAGGGCAGUGAGUUCGAGACUGGUCUGAACCCCGCCCACGUUCGCGCUCUGGACUCGUACUGGUCUCAGCUGCGUCUGCUCUACUCUCCGUUCGAGGCUCACCUCGCUGGCCCCGACCCUGAGGUCUACGAGCACGAGAUUCCUGGUGGUCAGCUCACCAACAUGAUGUUCCAGGCAUCUCAGCUGGGUCUCGGAACUCAGUGGGCCGAAACCAAGAAGGCGUACGAGCACGCCAACGAUCUUCUCGGUGACAUCGUCAAGGUCACGCCCACUUCCAAGGUCGUUGGUGACCUCGCUCAGUUCAUGGUCUCCAACAAGCUUUCUCCCGAGGACGUCAAAGCCCGCGCUUCCGAGUUGGAUUUCCCCGGCUCCGUCUUGGAGUUCCUGGAGGGUUUGAUGGGCCAGCCGUACGGCGGAUUCCCUGAGCCUCUCCGUUCCGACGCUCUCCGCGGCCGCAGGAAGCUCGACAAGCGCCCUGGUCUGUUCCUGGACCCCGUCGACUUCGCCAAGGUCAAGCGCGAUCUGCACAAGAAGUUCGGCGGCCCCGUCACUGAGUGCGACGUUGCCGCGUACGUCAUGUACCCCAAGGUCUUUGAGGACUACAAGAAGUUCAUCCAGAAGUAUGGCGACCUUUCGGUUCUGCCGACCAAGUACUUCCUGUCUCGUCCCGAGAUUGGCGAGGAGUUCCACGUCGAGCUCGAGAAGGGCAAGGUCCUCAUUCUCAAGCUUCUUGCCAUCGGCCCUCUCAGCGAGAACACUGGCCAGCGCGAGGUCUUCUACGAGAUGAACGGCGAGGUCAGACAAGUCACCGUCGACGAUAACAAGGCCUCCGUCGAGAACGUCAGCCGACCCAAGGCCGACCCCUCCGACUCCAGCCAGGUCGGCGCCCCCAUGGCCGGUGUUCUUGUCGAGCUCCGUGUCAAGGACGGCUCCGAUGUCAAGAAGGGCGACCCCAUUGCUGUUCUCAGCGCCAUGAAGAUGGAAAUGGUCAUCUCCGCGCCGCACAACGGCAAGGUGUCUACCCUCCAGGUCAAGGAAGGCGACUCUGUCGACGGUUCCGACUUGGUUUGCAGGAUUGUCAAGGCUUAA
Colletotrichum truncatum is the source of this 3576-nucleotide messenger RNA. The record is from RefSeq and is a predicted model, not a curated record. Lineage: Eukaryota; Fungi; Ascomycota; Sordariomycetes; Glomerellales; Glomerellaceae.